Messenger RNA from Symbiodinium sp. CCMP2456, 1509 nucleotides. The record is from the annotation of a GenBank genome assembly. NCBI's taxonomy places the organism in Eukaryota, Dinophyceae, Suessiales, Symbiodiniaceae.
AUGAUCACUGCUGGUUUCGCCUGGGCUACGGCCAACGGUCUGGUGAGGAAAAACCCCAUCCACCAGGAAGAGGAAGCUAAGUUGAUUAUCUCCGAAACUUUCGAACUCCAAGACCAGACUGGCACCGAAAUCAAUCUUUCUGGCAGCUUCGAAGCUGAGGACGAGUCCGGCUUCCUCCUCCAGCAGGAUGCACCCAGCAUCGAGUCGUCCCUGGCCGAGAUCGCCCGCGGAACCUCAGAUGCCGCCCCGGAGGAAGCUCCCACAGCAGGGCAGGCUGCAUCCUUUAAGCUGGUGUUUCCGACCCUCGCGCAGAACGCUUCGGCUACUUCGUUGUUGGCAAGUUUCCUGGAGGUGCUGGGGCGAAAGAUCGAUGCCUGUGAGGACAAGCUGGAGGAAGUCCAGAACAGCAGAGCUGCUUCGCUUCGUGACCAGAUGAUUGUCAUCAUGAAAGACAUGAAGUCAAAGUACGACGACCUGACUGCCAAACAGGCAGAGUCUGUCACGACGACUCCCGACAAGGCCUUCAACGACGAUCUGUUGCGAAAGUACGCCGAAAUCACCAAGCAGGACGUGGUGCUUGGCAACUACGUGAUCAGGGCUCGGUCCAUGACCAAGAAGGGCGGCUCGUCGUCCAAGGCUCCUUCCGUGGCCGGUGCUGCCAAGGGCAAGCCCAAGGACAAGAAAAUCAAGAAGGAGGAAGGCCAGACAUGGGAUUUGUUCAGGUUUGCAGCAGAUGGGCCAUCCGGCUCCGAGUUCGACGAUGACCUGGCCGACGAGCUGUUUACGGGCUUCGAGCAGGGAGCAGAGAGCGCUAGACGAGUGACUCGCCUGGCGAGUGUUGCAAACAACAAGCUGAAGAAGCAUGGACUCUUGGACCCUGUGCUUUCAUUACUGGCGGGUUGUGGGCAGAACAAGAAGAACCAAUGCCGAAACUUGCAUAAGCUGGUACACAAACAGGGGUACACAAUACCAAUCAAGAUCGACUCUGUGGAGACGCCGGUGAGAGUCCUUUCCGGAAAGCCUCGUGUUGCUGUUGUGCCGUAUCCCGUGAUACAUCUGUCAGAAUGGGCUGGCUAUUUGUUGAACUCCAAGGGAUACGAGAAAGCAUUAUUGGCAGGUAACAGACUAGCCGACGAAAAGAAUUGGAGACACACGUUCUCGUCCUUCUGGAAAAGAUAUCGGAAAGUCCGACCCCAUCUGGAACUGUUUUCUGAUUCAGAUAUCGAUCUCAGCAUGUGUAUCCCGUAUGGGCUCCAUGGUGAUGAAGGGCGAGGCAAGCUGAAGCGCCCGAUUAUGUGCUUGAGUUUCCAGCACUCAUUCACUACACGCCUUCUUUACUCCGUCAUCCCAAGUGAACUCUAUGUUGGGGACAGAACGCUGGAUACCCUCCAUGCGGCAAUGACUGAAGACUUGCUGCAGCUGUAUCACGAUGGAAUCACAGUUGCUUGGCUUGGUGCUGCAAGUUUUGAAUGGGAAUGUCGGAGCUUUAGCUCUAUUUACUAUACCUGA